Molecule: messenger RNA, 1134 nt
Organism: Seminavis robusta
Lineage: Eukaryota; Bacillariophyta; Bacillariophyceae; Naviculales; Naviculaceae
Source: the annotation of a GenBank genome assembly
AGCAUACCGUAGCUAUGAAAGAUAGAGUAGUACGAGUUUCGCCUUGUAUUGUAUUGCCUGUCGUCGUCGCAUCGUACAAACAUAACUGGAUCCUUCGUGUUCUUCGUUCGUGCGAGAGAUCCUUUCUUUAUCAUCGGAUUCUCAAAUUUUUGGGCUGCAACGGCACCCGCACAAACCACCACACACCUCCAACGUGCCACGAACAGCUCCAAAGCAUACAGCGUACUACUGUAGCUAGCAACCAUAUGAAUAAUUGUGAUGUUUGCGUUCUCUUUCUUGACUGCUACAACUGUGGCUUUCGCAGCUUCGUCACGGCAGGGUGUAACUGUACCGGUACCGACAAGAACCACAAGAUACUCCUCCUCCUCGGAUGAUACCAUUGAAUCACUCACGGACAAGCUCCAACAAGCUUUGGAAGACAAGGCCGGCAGUCCGUUUCAAGUCCUGAAUUCCCGCCUGUCGUCCAUUUCGUUGCAUCGAACACAUGUGGGCGUGUCUCCCAUUGCGGGCCGAGGCCUGUUUGCAAGUUGCAACUGUCCCGCCGGUACUCUGUUGACGUGUUAUCCAGGAGACGGAAUUGUGGACUUUGAUGAUGAUGAUGAUGAAGAACCACAAGUAUACUGGGGGGAUCACACGAAACAAGAGGAGCAAGAUGGUGAUUGGGAUCCCGACUAUUUGCUUUCGAUGAAUAAUAAUGGUAACGACGACGAGAUGAUGGGUUUGGUGGGAUUGCCGUCGUUGGAUGGCGACUCGGCCUAUUUGGGUCAUCUUUGCAACGAUGGGACAUUUCAUAUCCCCAUGACGGUCAAGGAGAUUGUCACGCAGUACUUGAACGAGUCUCCAGAUCGAGCCAAUGCCAUGGAACAAUCGAUCUUGGACUGUCACAUGGUCUUGGUGUCCACACGGGACAUUUCCAAGGACGAGGAGAUCUUUUUGUGUUAUGGACCCGAAUAUUGGAUGCAACGACCUGGAUUUGGAGCCUCCUAGUUAGCAUACCGGUACCGUUACUGUGAGCAAGACAGUGCUCCUUGCUCCAUCUAGCUAGAGUAGCUCACAGCAACUAUAAUGGAUUUAGCUAAGUACGGUAGCUGGCUAGAGGGGCGAAUUGAGUUGCAUGAUUUAUGACGAGGAAGC